Molecule: messenger RNA, 2073 nt
Organism: Dioscorea cayenensis subsp. rotundata (Guinea yam)
Lineage: Eukaryota; Viridiplantae; Streptophyta; Magnoliopsida; Dioscoreales; Dioscoreaceae
Product: UDP-glucuronate:xylan alpha-glucuronosyltransferase 2
Exons: 3
Coding region: 154-1857 (567 amino acids)
Biological process (GO): xylan biosynthetic process
Molecular function (GO): glycosyltransferase activity
Source: RefSeq, a predicted model, not a curated record
UGAAGAUUAAUAUUGGUUUUCAUUAAUAGAAAACCUACACAAAGAAAACCAUCUUCUUCUUCUUCUUCUUCUUCUUCUUCUUCUUCUUCUUCUUCUACUUGUUUAUAUAUAUAUAUAGAUGCAUAGAAGAUAGGUAAGGGAGUUGGUGAGAAGAUGGCAAUAGGUGAAGAGAUAAUGAAGGCAGCUAAAUCAAAGGCUUUGGUGAUCAAGAUCAACUUUGCAUUCCUUGCAUUCUUCCUUCUUGUUUACUUAGCUCUACUCUAUCAACCUCAUACUAUGUAUGGAUUGAAUGCGGCGGCUUUUGUUCGAUGUUCAUUGCGCGAAUGCCACAUGAAGAAGAUUGGUGAUAUGCUAAUGGGGAAGGAGAGCAUUCCUAGUUUCAUUGAUGAGUUGAAGGGUGGGAAGAACUUGAGCAUUGGAUUGGUGAACUUUGGAGAUGAUGAAGUGGAGGAAUGGAGAAGAGUAGGGAAUGUGAGUAAAGUUUAUUUUGAUAGGGUGUCUAAGAACUUCGAAUGGAAGGAUUUGUUUCCGGAGUUUAUUGAUGAAGAAGAAGAGAUCGAUGGGCCAUCAUGCCCGGAGAUACCAAUGCCGGAGUUCUCAAAAUAUAGCAAUCUUGAUGUGGUGGUUGCUCGAAUGCCUUGCCGGCGACCAGAGAAUGGAUGGAAUAGGGAUGUGUUUAGGCUUCAAGUACACCUCAUUGUAGCGAAAUUGGCGGCAGAAAGAUCAAUGAUCGGCGAGAAUGGGACGGUUAAAGUGGUGCUAUUGAGUCAUUGCGAGCCGAUGAUCGAGAUCUUUCGAUGCGAUUACAUGUUGAAACAAGAGGAGAAUUGGAGGAUGUAUGAAGUGAAUGUGGAGGAACUCAAAGAAAAGCUUGCCAUGCCUAUUGGAUCUUGCAAGUUAGCAAUGCCAUUGUGGGGAGAAGGGACGAACGAGGUUUAUAACCUAUCGAAGUUCACAGCUCCGGCGAUCCCUAAAAGGCGAGAGGCUUACGCGACCGUCCUCCACUCAUCGGACACAUAUGUUUGCGGGGCAAUAACACUAGCUCAAAGUCUUUUAAAGACGAAGACGGACCGAGACCUCCUCCUCCUCCAUGACAAGUUAAUCCCCGAAGAAAAGCUCAAAGCAUUAAUGGCAGCUGGAUGGAAGCUACAUGAAAUAAAGAGAAUAAGAAAUCCUAGAGCUGAAAAUGGCUCCUACAAUGAAUACAAUUACAGUAAGUUCAGACUGUGGCAGCUCACAUACUACCAAAAAAUAAUCUUCAUUGAUGCCGAUAUCAUUGUUCUUCGAAAUCUCGAUCUUCUCUUCUACUUCCCGGAAAUGUCAGCGACUGGGAAUGAUGGCUCCAUCUUUAACUCUGGAAUAAUGGUGAUUCGGCCAUCAAAAUGCACCUUCAAAACAUUGAUGGAUAAAAGGAGGGAGAUCAUAUCAUACAAUGGAGGUGAUCAAGGAUUCCUAAAUGAAGUGUUUGUGUGGUGGCAUAGAUUGCCGAGAAGAGUGAACUUCUUGAAGAACUUUUGGGCAAACACAACACUAGAGUCAAGCAUGAAGAACUCGCUCUUCGCUGCCGAUCCACCGAAGCUUUACUCGAUACAUUACUUAGGUUUGAAGCCAUGGCUUUGUUAUAGGGACUAUGACUGUAACUGGAACAUCGAUGAUCAGCGGGUUUACGCGAGCGAUAUCGCUCACCAGAGAUGGUGGAAGUUUCAUGAUGAGAUGGAUUUGGAGUUGCAGAAGUUCUGUAGGUUGUCGGAGAGGAGGAAGAUAGAGCUUGCAUGGGAUAGAAAGAUGGCUGAGAAUGUGAAGUAUGCUGAUGAGCAUUGGAAGAUAAACAUUACUGAUAGGAGGAAGUAUGAGUGAGUGAGUGAGUGUGAAAGUUUGAGUUUGUUUAGGAGGGAAAAAAGGAGAACUGUUUUAUUGGUCCACAUUUUGUGAUUCUUUUCUUUGCCAUAUAGAAGAAUAAUACCAUUUUAACUUUUUGUUUUUGAGUUCUUAGUUUUUAUUUUUAUUUUUAUUUUUAUCCUUUUCUUUGUUGCAUUAAUAGAAAGGAGAUGAAUGAGUAAGUUAUUGUUGAUA